AGCGGGCUUUUCCGUGUCUGUUUACUGAAGUUUGCGGAUAAUUCGCUGUUUUUACUCUCAAAUCUAACUUUCAGUAAUAUUAUAGUUUAUUUUAAUAACAGCACAACUGCCGUAUGAUACUGAACAGCGGAGGAAGGGGCUGUUUUCUGUGUGUCGCUGGUGGCGGAAGCGUUUAUAACGGGUGUUUAGGCGGGACGUAUCGCAAUGGAAGUAGCGCAGACUUUGGACAAAGGAGGAGAAACGGAGCAGAAUAAGCGCAAAAUCCCCAGAGAUGUUGAGAUGGACAUUGAAUAUCUGUAUGAAGUUGUGCCCCAGCUGUCCAGAGUUUUUCGGAUUACUGACAAAAUUGGAGAAGGUACCUUCAGUUCAGUCUACCUUGGAGAAGCCCAGAUGACGAACGGCAGGAGAGAAAAGUUCGCACUGAAGCAUCUCAUCCCUACAAGCCACCCAGUGCGGAUAGCUGCAGAACUCCAGUGUCUGACUGUGGCCGGCGGUAAAGAAAAUGUGAUGGGGGUCACUUACUGCUUCAGAAAGGACCACCAUGUGGUGAUUGUUAUGCCCUAUGUGGAGCACCAGCCUUUUGUGGACAUUGUUGGCAUGCUGAGUUUUGAGGAGGUCCGGCUGUACAUCUAUCAUUUGCUCAAAGCCUUGAAACACAUCCACAAGUUCGGCAUCAUCCACCGUGACAUCAAACCGACAAACUUUCUGUACAACCGACGGGAGAGAAGGUACGCGCUGGUGGAUUUUGGCCUCGCUCAGGGAACUCCUGACACUCAGAUCGAGCUGCUGAAGGUGGUGAAAUCUCAGAAGGUUCAGAAAGGUGGUGGGUCUGCAGGCAAAUCUGAGGAGUCACAGGGGAAACGGGCACUGAUACCUUUACCUCCCAACGUAAAGAGUCCUGCACCUCACGCUUCCACAAAAACAGCAGCUAAAAGACCGUGUCCACCUGUACGCACCAAACACAACAAGGAGCUGAUGGGACUCUGUAAAUCAUCCCGUUCUGUAUUUGGGGAGAGAAACCUUAACAACAUAAACGCUGCAAAGAACCCAGCAGAUAAGGUCGAGGAACACUUGUUAAAACCAACAAAAGCCGAUGACGUCAUUGGACGCAAGUUUGUGUCCUCUAAACGGCGCCCUCUUCCGACGAGAGCCGCAGUGACCAGCCAGAAGCCAAAAACUGCCCCCCUUAACCCGUCACUCACCUGCAGCUGCUACAUGACGGACCGCAUCUGCAACAUCUGCCUGUCUAGGAAACAGCAGAUGGCUCCUAGAGCAGGUACCCCAGGCUUCAGAGCUCCUGAAGUUCUGACAAAGUGCCCCAAUCAAGGAACAGCUAUUGAUGUCUGGUCAGCGGGCGUGAUUCUGCUCUCACUUCUGAGUGGCAGGUAUCCAUUUUUCAAAGCCAGCGACGACCUGAUGGCCUUAACUCAAAUCAUGACUAUUCGUGGUUCCAGGGAAACAGUACAAGCUGCUAAAAAGUUUGGGAAAGCCAUAGUGUGCAGCCGUGAGCUUCCUCCUCUGGACCUGAGGAUCCUCUGCGAGACCCUGAGAGGCGUCCGACCGUGUGGAGAGGAUUCGCUGCCCGCUGAGUUUCAGGCCACUCGUCACCCUGUAGAACUCAAGCAGGAAAACACUGGACCUGCUGAGAAACAGAGCGGCCACUCUACCUCACAGUCACCCGAAAACCCUGCAGCAUCCCAGGGGACUGGAUGGGACAGUAUUCCUGAUGAUGUCUAUGACCUACUGGACAAACUUCUGGAUUUGAACCCAGCAACAAGAAUAACUGCUGCUGCGGCUCUGCGGCAUCCGCUCUUUAAGGACAUCAGUGAUUAACAGAAGGACGUAGACACCAGUUGACCUGACCAUGUUCUGCCACGCUCUUUUGGAGCAACUGCUUGGUUGGGAAAAGCUUUACAGAACAAAUUGUGAUCUAGUUUUUUGUCAGAAUACCUACAUUUAGAGUGCGUUAUUCAUUUUUAAGUUAUUUCUUUUCGUAUGCAUGUGAAACGUCGCAUUAACAUGGUGGAGAAUGUCCUCAUCCUUUUCAACUUGCCUAAUUUCAAUUAAACAGCACAGUUAGUGUCGUAUUUUAAAUUGGACACUCAAACAAAAUGAUUAGAUCUGAAAUAUGAUACAAAUGGGAUUUUUCCAGCGUUCUAGUCUAUGAAAGACUGUGCUUGUGGAUGGAUUCAGUUCUGUUUAUCCACCAGGUCAGAAUCCUCAGGGUUGUUUGUUUGGAUAAAGCACUGCACACAGAGUUGAGUGCUGCUGUCGUUUUGUUUAAUGCGAAACGCUACAUAGAAAGUGCAUUAGUUUUGUAACAUAUUGUAAAGUCUGUGUUUAUUUAUCCAGUGUGAUAGUUUUACAUUGUCUGAUAUGGAUUUCUUCAACAGUGCAAACAUUGUCGAAUAAUUCCAAACUGUAA
Colossoma macropomum (tambaqui) is the source of this 2425-nucleotide messenger RNA. RefSeq names its product cell division cycle 7 homolog (S. cerevisiae) (gene cdc7). Gene Ontology annotation, biological process: protein phosphorylation; mitotic DNA damage checkpoint signaling. Gene Ontology annotation, molecular function: protein serine/threonine kinase activity; ATP binding. Gene Ontology annotation, cellular component: nucleus. The transcript has 12 exons. NCBI's taxonomy places the organism in Eukaryota, Metazoa, Chordata, Actinopteri, Characiformes, Serrasalmidae. The coding region runs from base 205 to 1833 and encodes 542 amino acids. The record is from RefSeq and is a predicted model, not a curated record.